CAGGAGAUUAAUAAUCAUAAUGAUCAAACCGAUAAUGACGAUAAUCAAGAAGAAAUGAUUCUUUUAGAAAAGUUACCAUCAAAACUGUAUGAUGAAAUAUGUGCUAUCACCUCUAAUAACUAUAUGGAAAAUGACAAUAUGGGAAUAGAAUUUUCAUGUUUAUUGGAAUUAGAUACUAUAGACGAUCCCCAUAAACUUUCUAAAAAAAUAGCCGAACUUGUUGAACAAGGGGACGGAUAUAAUUACAUUUACAAAAAAAGUUAUGAUUUAAAAAAGGUUCCUGGAAUACAUGCAUGGUGGAAUAAGUUUAUCAAGGAAAAAUAUGUUCGUGAUAAUAAUAAUCAGCUAAAUUCUAUGAAAGUUCUUCUUGAAGAAUAUAAUUAUUCAAUUGUGCUGGAAAAUAUUACGGAGGGUAUUAAAUAUCUUGGAUUCAUAACUCCAUUUUUUAAUCUAUUAUUAAAAAACAAAGAAAUCGUAGUUGAUGCAACAU
Racocetra fulgida is the source of this 490-nucleotide messenger RNA. The record is from the annotation of a GenBank genome assembly. NCBI's taxonomy places the organism in Eukaryota, Fungi, Glomeromycota, Glomeromycetes, Diversisporales, Gigasporaceae.